UGAAUCACAUGACCGGAAGAUAACGUGAUCGAUCACGUGUACAAAAUCAGCUGAUUCAAAAACAUUUUUUUUCCGUUACACUCAAAUUUUCCAACGAUUAAAUAUCUAUCUGUGAUUAGGAAACCUUAUCCAUUUAAGAUUUAUCAUUUGAUUCAAGCAUAGUGACGAACAUGGUUGUUGCAAAGAAAGGUUCUCCUAUCUUUCAAAGCAAAGAAGAUGCCAACUUCAGAGAGGCUUUGAAGUUGUAUGAUUCAAAGCAGUACAAAAAGGCAUUGAAAUUGGUUGAUGCCAACUUAAAGAAGAAUUCGAAUCAUGCCGAAUCAUUAGCAUUGAAAGGUUGUUGCAAUCAUUUUGUAGGAAAUAAGCUGGAAGCUGAACCUUAUAUUUUAAAAGCCAUUCAAAAGAGUCCAGAAAAUUACCUUGUUGAUCAUUUAGCUGGUAUUUAUUAUAGAACGGUUGAAAAUUAUGAAGAAGCUGCCAAAUGGUUAAAGGCUGCUAAUGAUAACGGAUCUCCAAAUAAACCAAUUUUAAGAGAUUUAUCAUUCAUGCAAACUCAAAUCAGAGAUUAUAAAAAUUUAAAGGAUUCAAGACAACAAUACUUAGAGAACCAACCAGGUUACAGAGCUAACUGGACUGCAGUUGCAGUUGCUCAUCAUCUUAACAAAGAAUAUUCCAACGCUGUCUCAACCUUAACCAAAAUUGAAGGAAUUAUCAGGGAACAUUUAACUGAAGCUGAUAGAUACGAACAAAGUGAAUGUGCUUUAUAUAAGAAUUCAAUCAUAGCCGAAUCAGGAGAUCCAGCUAAAGCUCUUCAAACUUUGGAAGAUGAUAAAGACGAAAUUAGAGAUGGGUUAUCAUACUUAGAAUAUAAGGCCAAGUAUUUAUUAAUGUUAAAUGGAUACGAAGAAGCAUCAGUUGAAUAUCGUAAAUUAUUACAAAGAAAUUCAGAUAAUGCUGGUUACUAUCAUCUUUUAGAACUUUCAUUAGGUUCAAUUUCCAAACCAUUGGAAACUAGAAUCAAGUUAUAUGAAAAAUUAAGCAAAUUCUAUCCAAAGUCUGAUCCUCCAAAAUUCUUACCAUUAACAUUCAUUCCAGCAUCAAAUAAAGCAUUUGAAACUAAGGCAAGAGAAUACAUUCUUCCUCAAUUACAAAGAGGUGUUCCAGCUACAUUUGUUAAUGUCAAACCAUUGUACAAAAACCAUCAAAAAUUAAAAGUCAUUGAAAAGAUCGUAACUGAAUUCUUUGAAAAUGAAGUUGGUAAAAUUGCUAAUCCAACUGUUCAUGUUUGGACCUUAUAUUUCUUAGCUCAACAUUAUUUAUACCUUAAUGAUCUAGAAAAAGCUUCUAAAUUCAUCGACGAUGCUUUGACUCAUUCACCAACUUUAGUUGAACUUUAUAUUCUUAAGGCUAAGGUUUUAAAGCAUCAAAAAGAAUAUGUUGCUGCAAGUGAUAUCAUGAAUGAAGGUCGUGAAUUAGAUUUACAAGAUCGUUUCAUCAACACUAAAGCUACCAAAUAUUAUUUCAGAGCUAAUAGAGUUGAUGAAGCUAUUAACACCAUCUCAUUGUUCACCAAAGUUGAAGAUGGUAAUGUCAAUGGGUGCAAGGACUUACAUUUAAUGCAAGCUAAUUGGGUCUUAAUUGAAAGUGCUGAAGCUUAUUCAAGAUUGUAUCAUGAAUAUCAAGUUAAAUUGGAAGAAUUAAAGAAUUCUGAAGAUGAAAAUGAAGAAUUAGAAAAAGAUGUUGUUGAAAACAUUGAAAUUUACAGAGGUUUAGCUUUGAAGAGAUUUAACGCUAUUAUUAAGAUUUUUAAACUUUAUUAUAACGAUCAAUAUGAUUUCCAUUCUUAUUGUAUGAGAAGAGGUACUCCAAGAGAUUAUAUUGAUACUUUGAAAUGGGAAGAUAAAAUUCACUCUACCCCUAUGUAUACUAGAGUUUUGAAAGGACUAUCCAGCAUUUACUUUGAACUUUAUGAUGAACAAAUUAAGAAAAAAGAGGAUGAUUUAGAAGACAAUAUUAAGAUCAAAAAAGCUAAUAAGAAACAAAAGAAAGUUAAAGCACAAGCAAAUAAGAAGAAAUCAGAAUUAAUUGCUAAAGUUGAAAGUGAAAAAGACGAUGCUGAUCCAUUAGGUAAUAAAUUGUUAACCGAUUUAGCUGAAUCAGACAUUAUCGAAGAUUUAUACUUACUCUUCAAGCCAUUAAUCGAAGAAGGUAAAGAUUUAAGAUUAACUUGGGAAGUGUUAUAUAAGAUUUAUUUAAUCCAAGGCAAAUAUGUAUUAGCUUUACAAGCUAUUAAAAGUUUGAAUAAGAUCUUGACUGCCGCUGAUGAUUUUAAAUUUAAAGCUGUUGGUGCCAAAGUAGUUGAAUUAUCAGAAACCUUAUCCAAAGAUCCUAAAGUGAAUGCAGCAAUUGCUAAAGUUGUUGAAAAGAGUUUAGUAUCAACUUUCCCUCAGUUUGGAGAAUUAUCUAAGGAAGCAUUCUUAGAAAUUUACAGUAAAUAGAAUUUUUAUAAAUUUUUAUAGAUUUUGC
Scheffersomyces coipomensis is the source of this 2526-nucleotide messenger RNA. Its product is annotated as peptide alpha-N-acetyltransferase complex A subunit. The record is from RefSeq and is a predicted model, not a curated record. Gene Ontology annotation, cellular component: cytoplasm; NatA complex. NCBI's taxonomy places the organism in Eukaryota, Fungi, Ascomycota, Pichiomycetes, Serinales, Debaryomycetaceae. Bases 171 to 2498 code for a protein of 775 amino acids. Gene Ontology annotation, biological process: N-terminal peptidyl-methionine acetylation. Gene Ontology annotation, molecular function: protein binding. The transcript has a single exon.